CAGCUUUACCGCGUAAUUUCUUAUCCUGACUCCUAACAGCGGCUUAAUUUAAAUAACCAACAUUAACUGGUAAUCCUAUUUUGAGCAGGAUUCCAGCAUUUAGCACAGAAGAUUUCAAUCUAAUCUCGAAAAAUUCAACUUAACUCUAUCCUCUCAAGGAUCCAUCCGUGAGUAAAAUCCAAACGCGUAUAGAAGAUGGUUGAGGUUAACGAUGGUCGCCAUUUUAAAAAUCCUUACCAGGAUUAUAUGCCUGGAGACCAGCUUAAAGUGGGAGAUACAAACAUCCCAAACAAAAUUGUCGAACUGUUAAAUGUUCUGAAUUCGAAUUUCGAGAAGUUAUCGUCGUCUGACGUAUCAAUGUACACGGGCUUGUCAGGUGUUGGACUAUUCUACAAUUUCCUAUCACAAUGCAAAUGUGAAUUAUUAGACAGAAAGAUACGUGAAAAUGGUGUUGUAUGUACUGAGAAGUUGUUAAAUCGAUGUCUACGUCAUAUCGACUUGAAGAAGUUAUCUAAAAAUAUCAGUGUUUACACUAGCCCGAUCGGUCCAUUGUGUUUAGGUGCUUUAUCAUCAAUCAAGCAUGGAAGUGAGAAUACAGAGGCAAAGAAGUUCGUAGAAGACAUUUUGUCAGCGAGUAAAUAUGGCUUGGAUGUGGACUGUGGGAUGCCUGAUGAAGCGUUAUAUGGACGUACUGGCUAUCUAAAUUGUUUGAUAACACUUCGAGAAAAUAAUUUCGACAUCCCUGUUUCUGUUGUCUCGUCGAUAACAGAUGCUAUAUUGAAGUCUGGUCAGAAAACAGCUGGUGCUUACAAAUCGAAUGGUUUUUAUAAUCGAUUGAUGUAUCAGUCAUCGAAAAGAGAUUUGUGCAUGCCACCGUUGAUGUUCGAAUGGCAUGAUAAAUGUUAUCUUGGUGGAGCACAUGGUUUUGCUGGCAUCUUGACUACUCUACUGAAGGUAUAUCGUUUGUUUCCUGGUAGCAUAUCAUCACAUUCCUUAAACCAGUUAAUUCUACCUACUGUUGAUUGGAUGAGUCAACUUCAGAUAAUCAGCGGAAAUUGGCCUUCUAGUUUAGGGGAUAGCUUAAAUCGUGAUGUAUUAGUUCAUUGGUGUCAUGGUGCAACGGGUGUUAUUCCACUUAUGCUCUCAGCUCAUAAAAUUACAGGUGAAAAUAAAUAUUUGAAGUGUGCGUUAGAUGGAGGAGAAGCUGUAUGGACUCGUGGUCUACUUCACAAAGGCUGUGGUCUAUGUCACGGUUCAGCUGGUAGUGGUUUCGCUCUAUUAGAGAUUUAUCAAACAACUCAAGAUCCCAAAUAUUUGUAUAGAGCUAUGAAGUUCGCUGAAUGGUGUACCGACUGUUUUAAAAAUGCUACUCGCGUUGCUGAUCGUCCGUACUCACUUAUGGAAGGUCUUGCUGGGACACUAUACUUCCUUGUUGGUAUUUUGGAUCCAGUUAAUUCGAAGUUUCCUCUACUAAGUGGAUUGUGAAUAGAAAGAAACAAUGAUUUUAUUUAUAUCUAUACAACUAACUUUGUCUGUCAUUUUCUACUCACAUCUAUUUGUUCAUCAUUCACUUAGUUUAUGAGAAAAUGUUAUUUGAGUCUCUUGUCUGCCGAAUAGUUCACAUUUGUUUUAACGAUAUUAUAUUCAGUGUAUUUUGUGUUGUAUACUCUGUUUAGUCUAAACCUGUGUGUGAAAAUGCCAGUUUAAGGCAUACUGUGUAUAUUUAACGGUGUUGAUUGUUUGAAUAUUUGAUGAGUAUCGUACUGUGUUUGCGUUUGUUUUCUUUAAAGUUGAUAGGAGAAGUGAGUAGUCUGACAAGUAAUGGAUAUGUAGAAGAGACUUGGAUGAGUGUAUACAUAUGGUGAAAACAUUGUUAACUGUAAUGAUGUGUCAUGUUUUUGUAAUUGCACUCACAGUAUAUUUAGAAUUGCGAUUUCUGUUGGACGUUGAGAGCUGGAUCAUAGGAGCGAAUUUUUGUUAGUGUUGAAAGAUAGUUGUUCGACCAAUAUGGUAUGUGUAUAGGUGUGAUGAUAUGAGAUUUGUUUUGCCUCUGGAUCAACAUUUCGACAAACUAAGUCAAUACUUAACAACUCAUGGUUUGUAGUUUAAAAGUCAUUUUAAUAUUUCAUACAUGUAUUGUUUGGACGUAUUUUACAAUGAAUCAUGCCCAUCGAAAUGUCAUUAAGAGCCGAGUAAACUCUUGGGAACAUUUUGUCGAAUCAGGAUUGAAUGAGCGUUUCUUCGGAAUAUUUUAAAGGAAAGUCAUGGUUAGCGUAAUAAAUAUAGUGUGGUGUGUGCUACUUAUACGGACAGAUAUAGGUAGUAUGUGGUAGUUAUGGGAAGUUAAUUCCUUGCUGGGAGAAGAGGAGAAUGAUGAGGAGAAAAAGAAAAACAGAGCACUGGUAGUAGCAACAAGAAUGGAGGCACAAUUGGGUUUGUAAAGGUCAACUGAAGGAAGAUGUGCAAAUGGUGUGUUGGAUGUAUUGUCUUUAUAUUUUACGAAUUCAGUAUGUAAUUAAAGACAGUGCAUUUAGUUCACACCUUCCCAUGUCUUCGUACUUAAUAAUCGGUGUCGCUGUCACUACGCAGGAUGAAGAUUCCGUGGCCACUGGAGUUCGAGGAAGGAGAUGUACGGAGUGUGUUGAUAGAGUUUGGGACUGGUGCGUAGAAGCCUAGGGUGAAGGUGGUGGUGGUGGUGCUGAAGACAGAGCGAAAUGGGUGUAUGACAGCGUGGAUAAUGCCGGUGGGACGACGGCAUAGGAGGUAGUCACGGAGCGGUUGUUAUAGACUUUGGCAGUCAAGUUUACUGGAAGAAGGCACUGAAGAAAUUUACGGUGAAUUUCGACCUGCUAGUGUUUCCAGCGUAUCUAACCUUAUUGUUACUUCGUGAGCCAUCGAUUUUCGAAAUUGGGUUGUUUAAUGCAGGUAGAUCUAGUUUAGCACCAGUGGACGUAUUAUAUUUGGAAUUCUUGAUUAGCGCAAUCAUGUACAAAGGACUCAUCAGUUGGUACAAAUAUGUAUUACUUUCGGUAUUUACCUUAAUCUUAAAGCUUUUUUGCGCCUUUUCUCUUGUGUUGAAAUUGCUGUGUAGAUUUGGUCUGCGGUUAUUGGAAGCGCUUAUGGAAUCGGAACGUGCGUCCAAUUAACAUACUUCUCAUAUAUAUAAAUGUAUUUCCUUCAGUAUAAUGUAAAAUUAUUGAGUGGUCUUGUAUGUAA
Schistosoma curassoni is the source of this 3216-nucleotide messenger RNA. The record is from the annotation of a GenBank genome assembly. Lineage: Eukaryota; Metazoa; Platyhelminthes; Trematoda; Strigeidida; Schistosomatidae.